Messenger RNA from Striga asiatica, 2613 nucleotides. The record is from the annotation of a GenBank genome assembly. Lineage: Eukaryota; Viridiplantae; Streptophyta; Magnoliopsida; Lamiales; Orobanchaceae.
AUGUUUUUAGUCCUCCUUUUCUUGUCCUUGAGACCACUCUAUUCAAUCUCUUGCCCUGAAAUUGAAAAACAAUCACUUUUAAGCUUCAAACAAUCUCUAAAUGAUUCCUCAAACGUGCUGUCGUCCUGGGAUGCUAAAUUCGACUGUUGCAAGUGGGAAGGUGUUGUCUGCAAUAACUUAACUGGCCAUGUUCUUCAACUUGAUCUAGAAGGUAAUUAUUUUGGUGGCAAAAUAAACUCAUCUUUGCUCAACUUGAAGCAUUUGAAAUAUCUUGACCUGAGCGAUAACAACUUUCAUGAAAAUAUCCCUUCUUUCAUUGGAUCACUCACUAGCCUCGAGUACUUGCGUUUAGAUUAUGCUGGAUUUUAUGGAAUGAUUCCCCACAAUAUUGGGAAUCUUUCAAAUUUGUACACUCUAAGUUUGAGUGAUUCAGACCGAUUGUUGGAUGCUGAUAGUCUUGAAUGGUUGUCGGGACUUCCUAAACUAGAGAACCUCUACAUGAAUGGUGUGAACCUCAGCAAAGCAACCAACUGGGCUCAACAGGUUAUCACCAAAAUUCCUUCUUUAGUCGAUCUGGAAAUGAAAAAUUGCAGUCUUAAUUCGAUGGCUCCUCUGAAUGAUGUUAAUAAUACCAGCCGUUGUAAUUUAGCCACUCUUGUUUUCAAUUACAAUUCCCUGUCUUAUGCUAUCAUCCCUCCCUGGAUUUUUCAACUCAGCAACCUUAUCUAUCUUCAUAUGAGUAACAACUCAUUCCAAGGCCCAAUUCCAACUAGGAGCAACACCACAAAACUCCAAUACAUUGAUCUCUCCUAUAACAAAUUGAAUUCAAGCAUUCCACAGUGGCUGGGCUCCUGCAAACACCUCCUCUACCUCUAUUUGGAUAAUAAUAAAUUGACGGGGAAUUUACCAGAGAGUAUUGGGAGACUUGCUAACUUGACUCAUCUUUCCAUAAAGGAUAACAUGUUGGAAGGGGUUGUGACUGAAACCCACUUUGCCAAUCUCUCAAAUUUAGAAUCCUUGCAUGCCUCUGGAAACCACUUGAGUUUGAAAGUCAACCCCAAUUGGAUUCCACCAUUCAAAGUAGACACACUUAGUCUAAGGUCUUGGGACUUGGGAUCUCCAAUUCCGUUAUGGCUUGAGACUCAGAAAGAGAGUAUCUUCGAACUUGAUUUAUCGUGUACUGGAAUCUAUGGAAAUGUUCCCAGCUGGUUAUGGAGUUUGAGAUAUUUGAGUUAUCUCAACCUUUCGCAUAACCAACUCGACGGAAAUAUUUUAUCCAUUUCUGAUAGUGGACAUGAUUAUAAUAUUGUUGACUUGAGUUCCAACAAGUUUAGUGGUCCACUGCCUCAACUAUCUAGGAGCAGUCCAUUAUUCUUGCAUCUCAAUCUCUCCAAUAACUCAUUGUCGGGAGAUCUUUCAGAAUUUCUAUGCAACAGAUCAAUCAAUAAUCAACUGGAAAUUCUUAAUCUUAGGGAAAACCACCUGUCUGGAGAGAUACCCGAAUGUUUUAUCAAAUGGCAAGGAUUGCAAGUGUUGGACUUAGGCAACAACAAAUUGUCCGGAAGAAUACCAAAUUCCAUAGGAUUUCUUAAACAGUUAGCGUCUUUGAAUCUCCACGGCAACAAUUUCUAUGGCCACAUACCUUCUUCAUUGCAAAACUGCACGGAACUAGUGAAGAUCGACUUCACUGAUAACAAUCUUGAUGGGGACAUACCGAAAUGGAUUGCCACAAGAUUUUUCAAUUUGAGAUAUCUCAUUUUACGGUCAAACAAUUUCAACAGUGAAAUUACUCCAUCCAUAUGCCAGCUAAGCUCUCUUCAAAUUUUGGAUCUCUCAGAUAACAAGCUUUCAGGGAGAAUACCACAAUGCCUUAACAAUCUCACCGCAAUGACCACUAAAAGGGUUUUGUACAACUCCUUUUAUGAUAUACCUAUUAGAGAUUUUCCAGAAAGUGCAUCGAUUUCAUCAAAGGGAAGAGAACUCACCUACGAUAUUACUCUUUCUUUGGUUACCAGUAUUGACCUUUCAAACAACAUCCUUUCUGGUGACAUCCCAAGAGAGUUAACAAGUCUGGUGGAACUCAGAUCAUUAAACUUAUCGCGAAAUCAUUUGACAGGAUCGAUCCCGGAGAACAUUGGAAACAUGAAGCAACUCGAAUCUCUUGAUUUCUCCAUGAACUCGUUAUCGGGCAACAUUCCAGGUAGCAUCACAACCAUGUCUUUUUUGAAUAGCCUGAAUUUGUCAUAUAACCACUUGACUGGAAGAAUCCCACAAAGCACACAGAUUGGGAGCUUCAACGAGUCGAGCUUCAUUGGCAACAAUCUUUGUGACCCACCACUGAAAAUCUCAUGCAGAAAUGACGAUAAAGCCCUUCAUCCAAUGCGUGCAGAGAAUGUAGGCCGAGAAGGUAAUAAGCGAGAGAUUGAUUGGUUCUACGUAUUCCUAUCUGUAGGAUAUGCUGUUGGGAUUUCAGUUGUCCUCACUACAUUGUUUUUCAAUAACAAAUGGAGGGAAGCGUAUUAUGCAUUCCUUCAACAAGUGUGGGACAGUGUGUAUGUGUAUUUUGUUAUCAAAUGGACAAGGCUCACGAGAGUGUUGGGUCGAAAUUCAUGA